Pocillopora damicornis (cauliflower coral) is the source of this 384-nucleotide messenger RNA. RefSeq lists its product as uncharacterized. Gene Ontology annotation, molecular function: cytokine receptor activity; cytokine binding. The record is from RefSeq and is a predicted model, not a curated record. Gene Ontology annotation, cellular component: signaling receptor complex; external side of plasma membrane. NCBI's taxonomy places the organism in Eukaryota, Metazoa, Cnidaria, Anthozoa, Scleractinia, Pocilloporidae. Gene Ontology annotation, biological process: cytokine-mediated signaling pathway; cell-cell adhesion.
UCACAACCGAUCGAACGGAUUUUUUGCGGUCGUAGUGAUUUCUUUCUACCAUUCAAGAAUUGAAGUUUGUUACCUCAUCGAGGACCCAGUGUUCUUGUUACCGUCAGCACGUAGGGCUACGUAUUUCAACUCAAGCUGUUCCGCUUUGAUCCACAUUAUAAGUACGGGAACAAGAAAACCGGACGUUUUGUCAUUGAUUCUGUGGCCUUCUUGGUUUCAGCGCUAAACAUCACGACGUUUCGUUCACCGUCGUAAAUCACAGCCAGGGAAACGAGAGACAAAUUAUGUCACUAAUGAAGAUGAUGGAUUUUGGAAGAAAUUUCUUGAUGAUACAUUUGACCUGGGUUCUUAUAAACCUGGCUGGAAUAAGCUCAGCUUCGAGCA